Zeugodacus cucurbitae (melon fly) is the source of this 3076-nucleotide messenger RNA. RefSeq names its product protein TIS11 (gene Tis11). The record is from RefSeq and is a predicted model, not a curated record. NCBI's taxonomy places the organism in Eukaryota, Metazoa, Arthropoda, Insecta, Diptera, Tephritidae. Gene Ontology annotation, molecular function: mRNA binding; metal ion binding. The transcript has 3 exons. Bases 1205 to 2254 code for a protein of 349 amino acids.
AUUUUUCUUGAGAGUCUACAACUUGAGAGUUAGUGAUAACUUCGGGUUACGUACAGGUUUUGAACACGCUACAAGGAAAAGAUCACAUUGAAUAUGUAUUCAUGCCUGUGUGGGUAUGCAUGUAUUGUGUAAGUGUGUGUGUGAAAAUGUAUAUGCGAAGAGCGAAACCAUAGGGUAGAUGCGAUUGUGAUAAACCAGUUUAUAACGUUCAAAACAAUACAAAGUAGUGUAGUAAUGCGAUAUGACGCAAGAUGCGGGAAUCAGUGGAAUGGCAGAGUUGUUUAAUUUGUUAUCUGGGUUUUUUUUUUGAGUGAGAGCAUUUAGUUGGACUUCCCUAAUCUCAAUUUUUAUUGAAAAGGAAAAUUAAUCAAUGCAAACUAGGAAAUUUUUAGGUUAAGAGACAACUACUUCACAUUUUUAUCUGAUUUGAACGAAAUUACAAUUACAUACAUGUAUACUUUUAUAUAUCUAAAAAUACCUGAAACUGUGCAUGUCAACAUAUGAUACCUGCUUACAAUGUUUCAUUCAAGCAAAACAUUUCAAAUUUUAAAAUUCCCAAAUGAAAUCGAAGGCCCAUUGCUUACUGUUUUGAACAACAGAAGAUAAAAUAUUGUUAGUUGUAAAUAUCAAUUUUGACGACAAUAAUAAACCCUUAGAGCUAGCUUACUUAACGUCAGCUAUCUCUAGAAACAGCACCGAAAAAUAUAAUUUUAGUCGAAUUUGUUUUUUUUUUUUGUGUGUUUCAGUUUGCUGCAUGUUAUGUAUUGCUUCACAUGAAUACGAUUAAAAUAUAAAAAAAUGCAGCUACAGAUUGCGGAUCACAGACUCAGCUGAAGUGAAGGUAUUUCAGCCGGUUCGUUUUAGCUGAGUAGGUUGGCCACUGCAUUAAUAAAAAUAAGUUGAUGGCUUGCGUUAUUAUUUGCUCUGACUUGACGAGUUUACCGUAGAUGAGUUUGCCUCAUUUACUUGACUUCGCUUAAGUUUUGCAUGGUUGCUCAGCAGGUUAUUCGAUGAGGCAUUUGCUUUGGGUUUCUUGUGAUUUAACUUUUUGUGGAGUGUGGAGUGAGUGGUGUGUUGUUUGGUGUCUUCAUAGUAGUGGUUUGAACUUGAGCUCUAUACAUAAUUGAACCAGUCAAACGAUCAACAGGAACUAAUUCGUUCAGUUCGGUCCGUCAGCAACAAUGGUGAUAUAAUUCUUUCAGAAAUGGAUGAUUCUGUCAAAGUAGUGGACCAUAUAGUGAAGCUGGAGAUCAAGAAAGAUCCUGAUCAAUGCCGUCCCCACAAUGCAUUGACUAGAACAAUUUCGCAACCACAACCCCAAGCUCAACAUGAGGCAAAUGUGGAGUCUUAUGUAUCAACCAUAUUGGAAAACUUCGGAAACAUGAAUUUACAUCGUAAACUGGAGAGAACACAAUCUGAACCCUUACCGCAACAAGUUAAUACUUCCAGGUACAAAACUGAACUUUGUCGUCCGUUUGAAGAAGCCGGUGAAUGCAAGUAUGGAGAGAAGUGCCAGUUUGCUCAUGGAUAUCAUGAGCUACGAAACCUACAAAGACACCCAAAGUACAAAACUGAAUAUUGUCGCACAUUCCACAGCGUUGGAUUUUGUCCUUAUGGCCCAAGAUGUCAUUUUGUACAUAACGCAGAUGAAGCUAGAGCUUUACAACAAAUGCAGCAGCAACAGCAACAACAACAGCAGCAAACAAAAUUGCAAAAUCAUUCCAGUUUUCAUAACUGCAUCACAACUUAUCCAUUGCAAACUAAACCAGGAAACAACGCAGCUAAUCUCAAUCAUUCAUUACCUUUGAGUCCUCCCCUGAGCAUGUCUACAGGCUCAGAUCGAGAGUCACCCACAGGAUCAUUAUCGUUAAGUCCUACCAGUUCUAUGACUAAUUUUACAUUUGGCGAACAAGUUAGCCCGGUAAACUCGGUUUUCCAGAACACAUUUCCUUACGUAAACACUCCACCAGAAAGCCCGAACGCACCAAUUUCCCCAGUGAAUACACCACCGCCUAAUAUAAUAUUGGGUUCAAUACAAAAUCAGACUUCGUUGUACAUAAAGCCUGUUACAAUUCAGGGCAAACAGGUCCUACAAAAGAGUUCGAGUUCUCCAAUCGCUAUAAUCAGGAAUGUUAAUAAAAUUCCAACCAAAGUUAAUUCUGUUUCAUCACUUAACAGUGUUGAAGAUGCACGUCUGCCAGUUUUUAACAGAUUGAGCUCAGCUGUUGAAAAGUUUCCUAACAAAGCUUUAUAAUUUGACGAAAUCUCAAUUUGAAUAUAAUUAAAAUUUCUAGUUUUUUGUUAUUUUACAUUUUAAAUUAUAUAUACAACCUAAAUUAUUAAACAAAAAAUAUAUUUUACGAUAAUUUAUAUAUUUUAUAUUAAAUAUCUCUUUAUCCAGAAAAUGGAUAUAUACUAGAAAGGGGACUUAGUUUAUAGGAAAGAGUUGGAGAACGAUGAAUAGGCAAAAUAUGCUUUUGCAUUUAUUAAAUUAUCUAUAUAUAUAAUAUUUAUUUUAUAUAUACAAUAUAUCAUUUCAUUUUGUUUACAGAUUUAUAUUAUAUGCCGCUAAAACACUUUCAUAUAAAAUUAUUAAUUUAUAACUUAAACACACAAUGGAUAAUGUAAUUAAAUUAGGUGCAGUUAUGAAAAUUACAAAUAUUGAAAUGAAGUCAAUGUGAGAUGAGAAAUUUAUAUUUUGUAGUAUUAAAAUUGAAAAUAUAUUUACCCGGAUACUAUAUUAACGUAACUACCUGUAUAACGUAAAUUAUUACCUACUUUUACAUAACAAUACAAAUGUAUAAAUGAAAUGAAAAAUAUUUAUUCCAAUACGUUACAAAAACUCGAAGAUGGUUAACACUGAUGAAAAUUCUCAAAGUGCCUUACAGUUAAUUAAAUAUAUACAUAUGUAGAUAUUUUAGUAUUUAUACAAUUUUUAUUUAAUUGGUUAAGAGAUGAUUCGUGAAUUAGUCGUCUUCCUUUUUUACUUUCGUUAAAAAAAAUGCUUCCAUUUAUUUUUACAUGUGCUUAUACAAAUUUUGAAUAAAAUACAUUUACUUUUUCUUAUUAAAAUGUU